AUGUUGCGACCCUCGCCAUUCCUCUACACACCGCCUACGGCUGACGCGGGCUCGUUGGCAAUAUUGCAUCUGAAGCGCGAUAGCCUGCUUCCCGUAAUGCUUCAAUCCUCGGCCGAUGAUGGCUACGCGGAAGGAGCAGUGACCAACACCAGGUUUGGCAGUUUCCCUCACUCUACACUCAUAGGUUCGCAAUGGGGGAGCCAGGUGAGAGCGAGCAAAGUUGACACGGGCACGAGGGGUCGGAAGGGCAAGAAGGCGUCGGCGGAGGAGGAGAGUGCUGCCGCUGCUGCUGCUGCUGCUGCGGUGACCGAAGACACAACGGGAAGGAAGAGGAAAGAUGCGCAGUUGGCAGUAAAGGCUCCGAUCGACGCCGGCUCGGGAUUUUUACACCUCCUGCAGCCCACGCCGGAAUCGUGGACGUCGUCGCUGGACCAUCGAACGCAAGUCGUCUACACACCCGACUACAGCUACAUCUUGCAGCGACUCCGCGUUCGGCCCGGAAGCACGCUCAUCGAAGCCGGAGCGGGAAGUGGCAGCUUCACUCAUGCCGCUGCUCGCGCCGUCUUCUCUGGCUACCCUUCCACGCGCUCUCAGAAGACGGGCAGAGUGUGCAGCUACGAGUUCCACGAGCCGAGAGUGCAGACGCUCCGAGCCGAGAUUACGGAUCAUGGCUUAGACGGCAUCGUGCACUUGACGCAUCGCGACGUCUGCAACGACGCCUUUCUCCUCGCUGAUGGCUCCUCUCCGAGCGCGAACGCCAUAUUCCUCGAUCUGCCCGCACCUUGGAUGGCGCUCAGACACCUCACUCGCGCAGGUCCCAACUCGCCUCUCGACCCUGACACUCCAACUCAAUUAUGCACCUUCUCGCCAUGUAUCGAACAAGUCAUCGCCACGGUCUCGCAUCUGCGCAAAGCUGCUUGGGCUGAUAUCAGUAUGGUCGAGGUCCAGCACAAACGCAUCGAUGUUCGCCGAGAAAGAGUAGGUCUGAAGGAAGAAGGGUUGAGAGGCGUCAACGCAGCGGCUGCGCAUGUGAAUGAAAGCGUCGAGAGGUUAAGGGAGGUCGAAAACAAACUGGCACACUUCCACGCUUUGCAUCAUACUGACAGCCAGACCAGGAAAGAGCACAGCCAGAACAGCAGCGAGGGUAGGCAGAAGAAGGCCGAUGAGAGGAAGCUGUACAAGGAAGGAAGAUUGGUGCAUAGAAGUGAGCCGGAAAUGAAGACGCAUACGAGCUAUCUGGUCUUCGCAGUACUUCCGAGGGAAUGGUCGGAAGAAGACGAGCAGAGAGCGCUUGAGAGUUAUCCGAUCGACGAUAUCAUGAAAGGUGCUGGGAGUCCGAAGGCUGUGAAGACGUGA
Molecule: messenger RNA, 1356 nt
Organism: Pseudocercospora fijiensis CIRAD86
Lineage: Eukaryota; Fungi; Ascomycota; Dothideomycetes; Mycosphaerellales; Mycosphaerellaceae
Exons: 3
Coding region: 1-1356 (451 amino acids)
Biological process (GO): tRNA methylation
Cellular component (GO): nucleus; tRNA (m1A) methyltransferase complex
Source: RefSeq, a predicted model, not a curated record